Messenger RNA from Coccinella septempunctata (seven-spotted ladybird), 1488 nucleotides. RefSeq names its product putative ankyrin repeat protein RF_0381. NCBI's taxonomy places the organism in Eukaryota, Metazoa, Arthropoda, Insecta, Coleoptera, Coccinellidae. Bases 1 to 1488 code for a protein of 495 amino acids. The record is from RefSeq and is a predicted model, not a curated record. Gene Ontology annotation, molecular function: protein binding. The transcript has 2 exons.
AUGGAGAACUUCAAUAGAUCUAUUUCGUCUCUUGAAUUCGUCGUAAAUGUGAGAUUGUAUUGGUCCGUUGAAACUUUGGCCGAUUUUCUGGAGAAUAGGGUGGCGCAUACGGAUUUCCAUGUUGACAGAUUGCUUUACAAGAGAAGAACUGCUCUGGAAUGUUUGGUAGGCGAUAAGACACGACACAACUCCAGGGAAAAAUCCAUGAUGUGCCUUCUUCUAAAGCAUGGUGCUAGCCCUUUGAAGAGACAAAGAUAUGGUAAAACCAUUAUUCACAGGAUUUUACGGAACGAGGAUUCUUCCUUAAUCAUCGAGUUUUUGAAAUAUGUGGAGGACAUCAACAUGAUCCAUGGCAAAAGAACUGCGUUGCAUAUAGCUGUUAAGAGACAAUUAAAAGAUGUGGUACAAUAUAUAGUUGGGCGAAAUGCAGAUGUGAAUAAAAAAUCUCGUAGCGGGUUGACACCUUUACAUGAGUCGAUAAGCAGUAAAAGUGUGGAUAUGAUGAAAAUACUUCUAGAGAGCGGAGCAGAUAUGGAGAUCAAAAGUGAAGCAGGACAAACACCACUUCAUUUUGCUCUAGAAUACAAAAAUAUUGAUCAAAUCAGGACAUUGAUCAUGAACGGUGCCAACGUAAAUUCGACAGAUAAUUUGGGAGGAACUCCUCUACACGCUCUCUGCUCUAGAGGCUCAUUCGAUUUCGAAUUAUAUGAGCUUCUCCUACAGAAUUGUAACGUCAAUGUGAAAGACCCGUGGGGAGCCACACCGUUGCAUUAUUUGAUGAGAUUUUUACCUGUAGAUUCAUCAUCAGAGAAAAGAAAAUUGAUUAAUUUAUUUCUAAAAUAUGACGGGGAUUUACUGGAAUCAUACAACUUGUUCGGUACAGUAUUACAUGCUGCAGCCUCUUUUAACCAUUCUGUUCCUUUUUUAACGUUCUUGAUAGACAAAAUGGCAGAUAGGAACAUUGUGGAUAUAGGAACCGUAACAUUCAUGCAUUGCAUAUACUGGAGGAGCGGCGAACCUAAAGUUGAAGAACUCCUGAAGUUUUUGUCUGUUCGGGAAUGUGAGGGCAAAUUUCAAUUUACCGAUAAUCUAUUGAGCUUCAUUGAGUCAUACGAACAAUUCAUCGAAUUCCAGAAGAUAUGUAAAACCGAGUUACGCCUUCUCAAGGAACAGAAAUUGAGAGAUAACGAUCCUUUUUCCUUGUUCACAGUGUUGACAACAAAUGAGAGGGCUUUAGCGAAAAUUUAUCGUUAUGAUCCCUUUAAAACCACUGGAAUCACCGAUUUUGAAACGAAAAAGUUUCCAAUUUAUGGGAACGAUUUGGUUACAAAUCAUAAAAAUGCUAUAGCGAUACUUGAAGCAGAAACUUCAAUAUGCGAUUUCCUCACUAAAACUAGUGAUAAUGUUUUGGAUCGAUAUUCAAUUUAUGAAAUCAUAAAACUCAUAUCAACCGGGGACAUAGUGAAAGUACCAUUAAAAUUAAUUUAG